GUGUUCCGCCCACGGCGCGGCUUGCAGUCCCGGGAGUCCCGGGAGCCCCCGGGAGCCCGGCGGAGGAGGGAGGGAGGAAGGGGGGAAGGCGGCCCCACCCGGCCUCACCCGGCCCGCGGGAAGCUCCUGGUCCUCUGUGCGCAGGAGAAGAGGCGGCUGCAGGAGGAGAUCAGCGCCGCGCGCCGGGAGCUGGAGGAGGAGAAACUCCGUGUGGAGCGACUCAAGAGGAAGUCUCUCCGGGAACGCUGGCUAAUGGACGGGGCAGCUGAAGAGCCGGAGCGGCCUCAGGACCCCGCCUCACAGGACCUCCAGUCACCUGAGGACCAGGCUCAGGCCCGCAUCCGGAACCUGGAAGGCAGCUUGUUCACACUCCAGUCCCAGCUGCAGCUGUUACAAAGUGCAUCCACAGGUGCCCAGCACAAGCCCACAGGCAAGCCCACCUGGCGCCGACAGGGUCACCGUCCUCUAUCCCAGCCCACCGUGGAGGCAGGUCCUGCAGACCAGACUGAUCUAAACAAGAGCGCCUCCAUACCAGCCGGACCAGUGGACCCCUCUAAGUCCAGAGACGAGUCUGUCGGGGUUCCGCCAGCCCCAAGGAGGAUCCCUGGGGCAGCAGUGGCCUCCUCAGAAGCCAAUGGCCCCUGCCCUGGAUCCAGCCCCCCUCCGGAGCAGGCGCCGAGUCAGGGAGUGGCGGCGUCUGACGGGGGAGUGAAUGAGGCCAAAGGGGAAGGCACGGUGAAGGUGGUCUGGGAGGGGCUGAGGGCCACGGAGGACUGUACCACGGGGCCCACAGGCCCAGAGCUGGAGGCUAAGGUGGAGGAGAUGGUCAUGGAGGCCAUCGGGGACAGACAGGAAGCCGGACGCCUAGAGCUCCCUUCAUGGGUCAGGGAGGACAGGGAUAUCGUGGAGGUAGUCUGGGAAGGGGUGGGAGGCACAGAGGGCAGCGACUCAGAGGCCAUGGGGGAGGCGGGCAGAGGCCUGGAGGCUGCACAGACCAGCUCACUGAGGCUGCAGGAGGGACCGGGGGGAGCAGCUUCUGGAGAAGGGGAAGGUGCCCCCAGGGGCAGCGCUGAUGGUGAUGGGCAGGGGGGCUUUGGAGGAGAGGAGGGGUCCUUCAUUUGGGUGGAGAGAGUGACCCUCAAUGAGCAGUGGGAAGAGCUGGGGCUGGAGGGCUUGGAAGGGCCAAAGGCACUGGGAAGGGAGGGAAAGGAUGAGAGUCCACUGGGGGCAGGCGGCAGAGGCGGGGAGGAAACGUGGGAGGCGGAGAGGAGGUGGGCAGAGGAAUUAGCGGGGAAGAGAGGAAGUGAGGGAAUGGCAGGCGCAGAGCCAGAAGGAGCAGAGAUGUCACUGGCAGUGGAGAGGAAAGGAAGUGAGAAAUCCUUGGAGCCGGAGAGGAGAGGAGUUGAGGAAAAGGUGGAGACAGAGAUGGGAGGAGGUGACGAACCACUGUUGGCAGAAAGAAAAGAAGUUGAAGGACCUCUGAGGGCAGAGAGGGAAAGAGGGGAGGAGCCGUUGGGAGUACAGCAGAAAGGAGGUGAGGAAAAGUUAGAGGCAAUUGAAGAACCAUUGGUGACAGAAAGGAAAGAAGGUGAGGAAUCACUGAUGGGAGAGAGAAUAGGAGGUGAGGAAGCAUUGGAGGGAAAGGAAAAAAGAGACGAGGAGUCACUGAAGGUACAGAGAACGGGCGGUGAGCAGCUGUCGGAGGCAGAGAAAAAAGGAGAUGAAUCACUGAAGGUACAGAGAACGGGCGGUGAGCAGCCGUCGGAGGCAGAGACAAAAGGAGAUGAGGAACCACUGAAGGUACAGAGAACGGGCGGUGAGCAGCCGUCGGAGGCAGAGACAAAAGGAGAUGAGGAACCACUGAAGGUACAGAAAACGGGCGGUGAGCAGCCGUCGGAGGCAGAGACAAAAGGAGAUGAGGAAUCACAGAAGGCAGAGAGAAUGGCAGGUGAAGAGCCACUGCAGACAGAGAAGACUCAAGGGGCCGAGGGAGAUCUGAGUCCGGAAGAGCAGAGAGAGUCAGGAGGAGGAAAGGAGUGUCAGGCAGAGGAAGUGAGUGAGGAAGUGGCUCCCCUGGGGGCCAAGGAGGAGCCAAGGCCGGAGGAAGAAGGACAGCAGCCGCAGGAGAAGCAGGAAGGCUCCCCAGAAGCGGAAGCAGUGAAGCCCCAAACCUCUGAUGAGGGCCAGGACCCCUCUGGGGAUGCCACCCCCCUCCUGGCAGAGACCCCAGCUCAGGAGCAGCCUGCUGAGUGCCAGCCACUGCUUCAGGUGGAGGAGCCCAGGGCCAACCCCAGUGCCCAGGCGGUGCCCACCUACGCGCCUGCCCAGCAGCCGGAGCCAUCUGCCCCUCCCGAGGGCGAAGAGGCGAGUGGCCCUAAGCAGAAGACGUGCCAGUGUUGUGCGGUUAUGUGAGCCCACGCCCUCUACCCCACUCCCAGCUCCUCUCACAGCUACCUCGGCCUCUUGGCAUCAGCAGAUGGUCCCAGGCGCAGACAGGGCACCACGGGACUGGUGAUGGCACCUGGGAGCCAGCUGGUCCACAUGUCCAUCUCCACCUGGGCUCCUGGACCCCUUGCACACUGCCUGUGACCCUGGCCCCUU
Messenger RNA from Globicephala melas (long-finned pilot whale), 2601 nucleotides. RefSeq names its product paralemmin 3 (gene PALM3). Gene Ontology annotation, biological process: response to lipopolysaccharide; negative regulation of cytokine-mediated signaling pathway; Toll signaling pathway. NCBI's taxonomy places the organism in Eukaryota, Metazoa, Chordata, Mammalia, Artiodactyla, Delphinidae. The record is from RefSeq and is a predicted model, not a curated record.